CGCCAUUUCUGUUUUAUUACUUUUAUUCUAAUACCUAUUUAGAUAUUAUAAAGUCGUUGUUUAUUCCUGGCUAGUAUAAAUUAAAAUAUGGCAAGCACAGUGCUGAAUGCUGUUAGCGAAAGAAGGCUUAGGCCAAUUUAUGAACUACUUGAUAAUGGGAACUACAAAAAGGCUUGCCAUGAGACUGAAAAGGUCUUAAAGAAACAAAAAGAUCUCAUAGCAGCUAAAGUUUUAAAAACCAUAGCUCUACACCGCAUGGGAAAGGAGGAAGAAGCAUUUGAUCUUUCGAAUGAAAUCGCAAUGGAAGCUCCAACUGAUGAGAACAGUUUACAAGGACUUAGUCUUUACUACAAAGAAAUACAUAGAACUGAUCUCAUAUGCCCAUUGUAUGAAAACGCUGUUCGUUUAUGUCCUGGCAACGAGGAAUAUUUGACUCACUUAUUCAUGGCUUAUGUUCGACAUGAGAAGUUUCAAGAAAUGCAGAGGGUGGCUAUGCUCUUAUACAAGCAACACCCAAAGAAUCCGUAUUUAUUUUGGGGGAUCAUGGGUAUUGUGCUACAGGCUGAAAACACAACGGACAAAAACUUGGCAACAAAAAUGUAUCUUCCACUUGCUGAGAAGAUGGUUGAGAAGCAUGUUACGGCUGGAAAGAUUGAAGCUGAAGCAGAAGUUAAGUUGUAUUUGAUGAUCCUUGAUUUGAUGGGAAAACAUGAAAAAGCUCUGGAAGUUGUCAAUGGGGAACUUGGAGGAAAGCUUAUAUCGGAUAUAGGUGGGCGUCCAGCAGCGCUGCUAGAGGUUCAAAAGAAAUUAGAAAACUGGGAGUUUGUGAACGAAGAGAACAAGAAACUGCUGAAACAAAAACCUGAUGUUUGGAAUUACGCGCUCGAUUAUUUAGAUUCCUUAUUUCAUCUGCUCGACAUUGAACGUGGGAGUUUAAAUGAAGAAAACAACUUUAAUGAGUGGGCAGAGACAAGCACAAGACUGCAGGAAGGGAUUCAGUUUAUUCUUAAUCUUAUCACGGAAGAAAAUGCUCUACUUGAUUGGAAGAGAAGAGGACCUUAUCUUCUUCGCUUGGAGAUGUUGAAGAGAAUGAAAGAUCGCUUCGGAAAUCUUCGAGAUUCUUGCUUUGGCCCUGCUAAACAACUCUGCUUGGAAUAUGCACUUGAUUUCUCUCCAAAACCUUUUUGUUUUUCCGAUUUGAAACCAUAUAUUUCGCUUUUAUCUGAUGAAGAAAAAAUUCAGUUUCUAGCUGAGUUGAAAGAUCAACAAUCUUCCCUAACGUCAAGUGAAAUGAAUGGGGUUUGUGACGAAAAUUUAAAAAGUGAAAUUAUGAAAAAAAAGGCAAAAGAAAUUCAGCGCCAUGUAUUUACUGUGGAAGCCGCAAGGUAUCUUGGCGAACACGAAAAAUUAUCAAGUUCCGAAAAAUUUAUUCUCGCCCAAGAUUUUCUGCAGAAGCAUGAAGCUGGUUUGAAACACGUUGCUGACCGUCCCCCAACAGACGCAUGUCCCGUAGAUUCAUAUUGUGUGCUUGCUGCAAGACUGAUGAUGGAUAUUUAUUCAGAUACAGGAGAUACAUUAUACCUAUGGAGAUGUGCUUAUGUGCUUGAAUAUGGUAUACAACACAGCAAGUAUAAUUAUGAAAUGAAGUUAAUGUUAAUUAAAGUGUAUUGUACGCUGGGUGCUUUCUCACCUUGUGCUGACCUUUAUGAUUCAAUGGAAGUGAAACACAUGCAGCAAGACACAUUAGGAUACACCGUAUGUCGUCAUGUAGUUUCCCUCGGUCACUACCACCACGCCUCCCAAGUAUUCCAGAUGGCUCGGAACUUUUACACCAACAAUAACAAGGAGUCACUUGAAUGUCUUAUCACAUGUUUUAGGAACGGAACAUUUUACAAGGUUUCAGAGUUUGUAAAAUACAGGAGAAGAAUUCAUAAAUCGUAUCACGCUGCUUAUGUACAAACUGAACAUUUACUGAUGGACUUAUUCACACAGGGUGAUAUAGACCAACCAGUAACUGCCCUUCUUACAAGUGACAUCAAACCCAUUGACUACAACACGCUGGUUGACAACAGAGAUCUUAAAGUAGUUAGCGAUGUCAGUUCAAAAGAAAAACGAGUAAGUGAGGGAAUGAUUAAGAAAAGUUUCGAACACGAAAAAAAUUGGUUGGCUUUCCGAGAUUUCCUCCUGCGUUGUAUGUAUUCUGUGUUGAUAAGAGAUCAGGAUCAAACACAUAAUGGAUGUUGCUGCCAUUGUGGUCCUGAGUCCAUCCUUCCAACAUUAAUCGCACAAUUCGAAACCUUUUGUUCAACUCUAUAUAAGUCUGAUAUUGAAGACUACCCGAUGCUAGGUCCGAAUACAACUAGAAUAAAACUUUCCAUUGAAUCCAAUUAUCCAAGGAUGAUGCUUUUGGUGUUCAAGUUUUGUUGCGACUUCAUCAACUUAAAGAGCAAUCCUGACCUGGAAUCUCAACUUUUCAAUAACUUGACAUCAGCCAUACAAUUACUACAAGAAUAUGUUGCAACUUGUAAAGGAGGUAUUUAUUCAAAUGCAAAUCAUGAUGAAACCGACCAAUCAAAUGAAAGCAGUAAAACUGGUUUGAACCAGUCGGUACCGGAUGCAAUCAUAAAUAUAAAUCCUUCCUUUGUUGAAAGGUUGGUUAUCUGCACGGAGAUGUUCAGUAUAUGUGUGUUGCUCAUAACACGACUUAAAACUGUGGUUACUGAAGUAAAGAUGGAUCUACAACGACAGAAAAGAAGGAAAAAAGGAAAACAAACUAACUCCCCAUUGCCAGCCUGGGUCAGUGGUUACCAAUCUGCCAUCUCUAGAUACAAUGACAUUGGUGAUGCUUUAGUUGGUGAGGUAAAGAAGAUGAAACAAGAUGUGGAAGAAAGGAUGUUGGAUCUGGGAGGACUUGAGAUCAAAGAUAAGGAAGAAGAGAAGACUCCUGCAUCUUCUGAGACCAAAGAAGAUUAUUGUGUUCAAACAAAUGGCACUGUGACAUCAGUUGAUAAGUUAUAUCAAAAGAUUAUGAAGAACUCUUUAGAAAGUUAUUCAGUGUCUUGUAAACAAAUGCUUUUUGUGUUGGAAGGCAGGAUGAAAAAUUUAAAGGAAACUUCUAAAGUUUAACGAAAGGUUUCAAAUUUGUCAAAUUUGUUGCAAUGAAUUACCUUGGCUUGAGUUAUGCUGUUUAAGUUUCAUAUCAUGGAAAGUAUGAGCUGAAAUAUUCACAUUAUGUGUUGAAUGUACUUUAUUCAUUGCAGUUAAGUUGAAAUUCUGAAUUGUUUAUCUGUGUCUGGGCUUUUAUGCGAAACUUUUAUUAAAUUAAUUACGUAAAUUGGA
Messenger RNA from Ciona intestinalis (vase tunicate), 3339 nucleotides. The record is from RefSeq and is a predicted model, not a curated record. Lineage: Eukaryota; Metazoa; Chordata; Ascidiacea; Phlebobranchia; Cionidae.